AUGUCGUCCCCCACGGACCACAACCCGGAGCAACAGAACUAUUCUUGCUAUAAUGACAAAAGCCCACCGCUAUAUCCAAGCACGGAUCGGUUUAAUCCGCUGGGUUUCAGCACACCCCAGCAGCGUGGAAAUUCCUCAUCUCAAGCAAGAAAUUAUUAUUCUGUGCAGCCAAAGCACAUGUUGCCAAGGGCUAAAGGUUCGGAUGGACGUUACCGACACAGGCAGGACAAUACUCAAUACCACGAUCGAUCAAGCCACUUUUCUGAAGAUCAUUCACAUGAUGGCGCAGUGCAGGGUAAUGCUAAUUUCAGUUCCGGAAAGCGGCUUGGCUUUGGUCACAGUUGGAGAGGACAUCAGAAUAGAAACCAGCGUUUUGGAGGGCACAGGCCGCAGCACAACUAUCGACAAAAGCAUCAGGCCAAACCCGAAUCAUGUAAUAUUGCGGAUUAUUUUCACCCCUCUAUGCUGGAAGAUCCUUGGAAGGGUUUAGAACCAAAUGAUGGAUAUGCCGUCUGUAGUCCAUCAUAUAGUCCAAGCAGUCCAUCACAUAGUCUAGGCAGUCUAUCAUAUAACCCAAACAAUCCAGAGCAUCCAUCCAGUCCAUCAUAUAUACCAUCCACUCCAUGA
Anopheles marshallii is the source of this 627-nucleotide messenger RNA. RefSeq lists its product as uncharacterized. Gene Ontology annotation, biological process: transcription by RNA polymerase II. Lineage: Eukaryota; Metazoa; Arthropoda; Insecta; Diptera; Culicidae. The transcript is spliced from 2 exons. The record is from RefSeq and is a predicted model, not a curated record. Gene Ontology annotation, molecular function: DNA binding. Bases 1 to 627 code for a protein of 208 amino acids.